Molecule: messenger RNA, 3213 nt
Organism: Anoplopoma fimbria (sablefish)
Lineage: Eukaryota; Metazoa; Chordata; Actinopteri; Perciformes; Anoplopomatidae
Gene: man2c1
Product: mannosidase, alpha, class 2C, member 1
Exons: 25
Coding region: 47-3202 (1051 amino acids)
Biological process (GO): oligosaccharide catabolic process; mannose metabolic process
Molecular function (GO): alpha-mannosidase activity; carbohydrate binding
Source: RefSeq, a predicted model, not a curated record
UUGAGCUCUCACUGUUGACUGUAAGUGUGUUCUGCAUGUUGGUUUCAUGAUGUAUCACCAGCCUGUGCUAAAGAACAGGCGCACUCUCCUCGAGAGAGCAGAGAAAUUCAUCUCUGAUGUUUACUUCACUGACUGCAACCUGAGAGGAAGACUCUAUGGAGACUCCUGCCAGCUGGAGUCCCUCAGCUCCUUCUUGUCCUCAAAACGGAUCACGUUCACCGAGGCCUUUCAGCAGACCUUUGCACCUUAUACAAUCGGUGAUACCUUUGGACCCACGUGGUGGACUUGCUGGUUUAAAGUGACCCUGAAAAUCCCAGAGUCCUGGAGGGGGAAAGAGGUUCAUCUUCUGUGGGAAAGCGAUGGAGAAGCAAUGGUUUGGAGAGACGAACAGCCAGUUCAGGGCCUGACCAAAGAGGGUGAGAAGACGAGUUACAUCCUCUCAGACUGUCUGAGAGAUGAGGAGCCACACGGUAUCACCCUUUAUGUGGAGGUGGCCUGUAAUGGUCUUUUCGGUGCUGGUCAAGGGUCCAUGAUUGCGGCCCCAGAUCCAAACAGGAAGUUUUCUGUGCAGAAGGCUGAGCUUGUGGUAUUUAACCACGAUGUACGGGAGCUGCUGACUGAUUUUGAGAUGCUGAUUGACAUCGUAAAGGAACUCGGAGAGGGAGAGCAACGAAGCUACCAGGCACUCUUCACUGUCAAUGAGAUGGUGAACCUCUGCGACCCCUCUGAUCCCGGGUCUUUCUCCAAAGCUCACAGUCUGGCUCAAACCUUCUUCAGCCAGCGGAACGGGGAAAGUCAGCACACUGCUCAUGCGAUGGGUCACUGUCACAUAGACUCAGCUUGGCUGUGGCCAUACGAAGAGACUAUUCGCAAAUGUGGCCGAAGCUGGGUGACAGUGAUCCGUUUGAUGGAGAAGAACCCCGACUUUGUUUUUACUUGCUCUCAGGCCCAGCAGUUCCAGUGGGUAAAGAGCUGGUACCCGGGACUCUACUCCCAGAUUCAGCAUUACGUUAAGAAAGGCAGAUUCAUUCCAGUUGGAGGAACGUGGGUGGAAAUGGAUGGCAAUCUUCCCUCAGGUGAGUCCAUGGUCCGGCAGUUCCUGGAAGGCCAGCGCUUCUUUAACCACGAGUUUGGGAUCCAUUGCAAAGAGUUCUGGCUUCCGGACACGUUUGGCUACUCUGCCCAGCUUCCUCAGAUAAUGCAGAGCUCUGGCAUUUCCAAUUUCUUGACACAGAAGCUUAGUUGGAACCUGGUCAACACCUUUCCUCACAACACAUUUUUCUGGGAAGGUCUGGAUGGCUCCAAGGUUUUGACCCACUUCCCACCAGGAAAUUCCUAUGGAAUGACGGGCAAGGUUGAAGACCUGGUGAGAACAGUGAAGAACAACAAAGAUAAAGGAAGAGCUAAUCACAGCGCAGUGCUGUUUGGUUUUGGCGAUGGAGGCGGUGGUCCCACACAGCUGAUGCUAGACAGACUGCACCGGGUCCAGGACACAGAUGGACUUCCCAAGGUCCAGACUUCUAGUCCGGACAAGCUUUUCUCUCAGCUUCGGUCUGACUCCGCUCUGCUUUGUACUUGGACCGGGGAGCUCUUCCUUGAGCUGCACAACGGCAGCUACACCACACAGGCUCAGAUUAAACGAGGGAACCGGCAGUGUGAGGCGCUGCUUCAUGACAUUGAGAUAGCCAGCAGCUUGGCGCUGUGUCGGAACAGGACUUUUAAGUAUCCUGUGGAAAAACUGCGGGAGCUCUGGAGGCUGCUUCUUCUGAAUCAAUUCCAUGAUGUGAUUCCCGGCAGCUGUAUAGAGAUGGUUGUUGAGGAUGCACUCGGGUAUUAUGAAGAUAUCCGCCGUGAUGGCGCUGGACUGCUGCGCGAUGCCUUUGGAGCCCUGGGGUCAAAGGGCACCUCCACUGGAGUGUUCAACUCUCUGCCAUGGGAGCGCCAUGAAGUCAUCCAGAUUCAAGAUGGCGCUGGUAAACCUGGUCUGGGUAUGUUAGAUAUUUGGAAUAUUUAUGUUGUUGCCUUCCGAAGUACAACUGCAUAUUUGAUGCUCUGUGGUAUCUGUUUUACUGCAGCUCUGGUGAAAGUUCCCAGCAUCGGUUUGUCCCCUGUCAAAGACACACAGCCUGUGGCUCCAGUCUCCGUCACUCCUCAAGCCGACGGCACUUUCCUCAUGGAGAAUGGGAUUUUACAGACAGUGGUAAACAAAGAUGGCACUUUGGCGUCGCUGUAUUUGAUCAAUGCUAACAGAGAAGCCAUCUCUGACGGCUGUCAUGGGAACCAGUUUAUCAUGUUUGAUGAUGUCCCUCUGUACUGGGAUGCUUGGGAUGUAAUGGACUACCAUCUGCAGACAAGGAAGCCGGUUCUGGAGGUGGUGCAGCCUCCUCAGGUGGUGUCCUCAGGUGGGCUCAGAGGCAGUGUCAGCUUCACACUCAGGAUCAGUGAUAAGAGCACCAUCACACAGGAGAUUGUCAUGGACGCCAUGUGUCCUUACAUCAAAUUCAACACAGAGGUGAAGUGGGCAGAGUCACACAAGUUUCUUAAGGUGGAGUUCCCAGUGAGAGUGCACAGCCCCAAUGCCACAUAUGAGAUCCAGUUUGGCCAUCUGCAGAGACCCACACACAGGAACACUUCAUGGGACUGGGCAAGAUUUGAGGUUUGGGGUCACAAAUGGGCCGAUUUGUCGGAGCACAACUUUGGGGUUGCACUGCUGAACGACUGCAAAUAUGGCUAUUCAGUCCACAAGAACACUAUGACGCUGUCCCUACUGAGAGCACCUAAGGCACCAGAUGUGAAUGCGGACAUGGGGACUCAUCAUUUCACCUAUGCAGUCAUGCCACACACAGGAUCUUUCCAAGAUGCCUCUGUCAUCCAGAGUGCAUACAACCUCAACUUCCCGUUGAAGUCAAUCCCGUGCACUGACACUGAACCCUGGAGUGCCUUUUCCGUCAGCCGCGCAGCAGUCAUCCUCGAAACCAUUAAACAGGCUGAGGACAGGAAAGAGGCACUUGUAGUCCGACUCUACGAGUCACAUGGGAGCAGCGUGACUGCAACUCUCAGCACCACCCUUCCAGUCAGGGAAGCCUGGCAUUGUGAUUUCCUGGAAAGACGAGACCCCACCCAGCCAGCACGCAUUACUUCAGAGGGAAUCACUCUGAACUUCCGCCCUUUCCAAAUUGUGUCACUUCUCCUCAUCUUGUAAAAGUAAAAGAU